This is a messenger RNA of Mytilus trossulus (common blue mussel), 9732 nucleotides long. Its product is annotated as microtubule-associated protein 2-like. Gene Ontology annotation, cellular component: neuron projection. Gene Ontology annotation, biological process: neuron projection development; microtubule cytoskeleton organization. The record is from RefSeq and is a predicted model, not a curated record. The transcript is spliced from 19 exons. NCBI's taxonomy places the organism in Eukaryota, Metazoa, Mollusca, Bivalvia, Mytilida, Mytilidae. The coding region runs from base 472 to 7092 and encodes 2206 amino acids. Gene Ontology annotation, molecular function: microtubule binding.
GACAGAAGAUCUGUGAAAAGGGUCAUAAUUUUUAUUUUGUUAGAAAAUGGCGCCAAAUCGAAAUUUGCAUGAACUAUAGCUUUUUGAGAUUCAUGAAGGAUUGUGGACUAGGGAACAUGGCAUUUGAAAUCUAUGCAGGUUUAAGACGACACUUUCCUCUUACACAAUACUGUAACAGUAUGAUGCUUGAUCUGUUAAAUAAAGUACUGCACUUGAUUGGAUGGUUUAUCUAGAUAGUUUUGGUGGAUUUUUGUAUCAUUCCCUCCAAUUUUCACAGGCCAAAAAAAGUGGAAUUAUAAGCAAAGAGAGUGAUUAUUAGAAUUCCAGAUUAUUGUAGCCAUACAAUUGAGCUGUUGAUUAUUUUGGAAAUAUUUCUGGAACCAUAGCAUGGCAGAAGCUAUUGUUGGGCCUGUCCAGAACUUACAAGUACAAGGGUUUUGUUGAUCCUACAAGAUAGCAUUAGAAACCAAAAUGGAUGACAACCUUGACCUUGAUUCUAGUGACCCUUUUAUGUCAAAAGGACAUAGUGACAAUGGAGAAAUAAAUCAAAGUGACCUUUUAAAUUACCAGAUGGCCAAUCAGCAAGUGCCUGGUUACCGGGAUGAUUACCAUGGUGAUGAGACAGACAAUAGCCUUUUACAUGGUCAAAACCAAAGUUCUUUCAUUCCUCCUUAUACAGAGAAGGAAUUAGUUGAUUCUAGUCUUUCAGAUUCAAACAGAGAUUGGGAACGAGAGGAUGAAAUGAUGUUUAACCAAGCAAGAAGUGAUCCUUUAGUCAAGGAUUCAAUGAACCAAUUUCAACCUGAUCUACUUAAUAUGAAUCCACUUUCGUUAGAAUCAAAAAGUAGUCAUGAAGAAACUAGUUUCAGAGAUGAUUUUUUUGCACCCAAUAAUCUUUCAGAAAAGCCAAUAGCUCAAACUGGCUAUGAAGAACAUGCUCCUGCUUCACAACCUCCUGAUCUUUUAAUGAUGGAGUCCUCAGCUUCACAUACUGAUGUCACUGAAGGUCAUGAACAGACAGUUAAUAAAUGUGAUACAGAUUUAAAGAGUUGUGAUGAUCAUGAUUUGCAUAGUCAAAGUAUUCCUCAUGAUAGACAUGAAGCAAUAGAGAAUGACUUUUAUAAUGAGGAUGAAAAUGCUGAGCAUUAUGACGAUGAAUAUGUAGAUUCAGAUGAAAGUGAUUACACAGAUGAAUCCAUGGAUAAAAUGGAAGGUGAAACUGGUCUAGAACAUAUUGUUCCAGACAUAUGUGAUACAGAAGAAAAGCAACAGCCUGUUCAAAUUGAAGACACUGAAAAUGCAUUGAACAAUAGUGUUGAUCCAAAUAUAGGUGCAUCUGGUAUAACACAGAAAGAUUCUGAUUAUUUAAGGAAUGUUCAGUUUGAAGAUAAUGUAGUACAUGGUCAAUUAUCUGAUGAAGAAAAUGGAAAUAUGGCUGAUCAAGCAAGCCAACCAUCUGCUACUAAUUCAGAUCAUUUAGACCUUUUAAAACAAGAGGAAAAGGAAUCAUUGCAUAGUGAUUCUGAAGAUGAAUUUGAGUCAGAAACUCCUCAACAAAUUACUUCCAAAGAAUCAAAUGAGGACAAAAUUGAUUUGAUUUCAGAUCAACAAGGAAUAGAAGGAACUUCAGAUAUGGCAAUAGAAAACAAAGACAUUCCGAUAGAAAGUGACGAUUCAGACAUGGAAGAAAGGUCACUAACUCCUGAUCAUAAUCAGUCUUCAAGUAUGGAGACAGGACCUCCUUUUCAAGAUUUCGUAGGAGGUCAAUCGACUGAUCAGGUUCAGAUAAGUGGAUUAGUAGAAGGUACACUAAAGGAAGAAUCAGAGAGCACAGAUGAGGAAGAUCUAGAACAACAAGGUCAAGUUCCAUUGGAACAGUGUCUUGAUUCUGUUGCUAUGACAAUGGAACACACUCAACACAUUGAUAACAAUUUUGUCACUGAAAGUGAACAUGUAGAUCAUUUUGACCUUCAAAAAGGUAACAUAUUAGAAGGACUUUCAGAUAAUGAAGAAAAACAUUUAGAAGAAAGUUUUGAACAAAGUCAUUCUUUGCACGAACAGCAGGAAAUUGAAAAACAAAAUUCAUUUGAUAAUGAUGACAUUGAAAUGGAAAGUAAUUUGCACCAUGAACAACUUAAUGACACUGAAAAGAUUGGUGAUUUAGUUUCUGAUGACCUUGAAAUAAGUCAUCAACAAGAAGAAGAUUUGUUGACAGAAUCAACUCUUCCAGACAGCAAUGCUGGCUUAGAAAUCAAUCCUUCUGUAGAACCGACAAUAUCAGUGAUUCCACCCUCUGAGGAAGUUCAUCAACAUACUUUGUUAUCAACUGAAACAUUUGAAUGUGAAAAUCAAACAAUAGGAGAAGAUGUAGAUAAAAAUGAAGUAGAAGGAACAUUGGAUAAAGAUUUGGAAGAGGUGGACACUAAACCAAAUACUGAAUAUUCUGAUGAAUCAGAAGAUGAAAUAGACGAUAAAAUACAAAAUGAACAAUCUGGAAUGGAUGGCUCAAUUGUGAUUGAGGAAGGAGUAACUUUGGAUGAUAAAAAAAUGGAGGAAUCCAUUUCAUCAGAAGGGGAGCAAGAAUCAAUAAAUAAUGGUUCUAUGACAACCUAUAUGAUGGAAAAUAGUAAAGGUCUGCAAUCAGAACAAGAAAUUUCCUCAUUUCAGCCUGCUAAUUAUUCCACUGACAUGCAGAUGCCAGAUUCACAAUUAUCAGAACCAGGUGUAGAAGCUUCCAUUAAAUCAGAUGAAGCAAACAAAUUUGUCAUUUCAGAUAAAAAUGAACCUGUUCAGCUUUCACCUGAUAGCUCAUCAGAUGAGGAGGAGAUUCCAGCCAAUCAGAUGAGAGAGACAGGUAUGGAGGGAUCAUUUGUACUGGAUGAAGAUGAAACUUUUGAAGAUAAAAAAUUUGAUAGAGACGAUGCAGAAUUUGUACAGUCAACUCCUGAAACUUCUCCCGAAGAUGAGAUUCCAGCCAAUCAAAUGAGGGAGCCACUAAUACUUGAUGAUAAAACUUUGUGUGACGAAAAAAAUGAAAAUGAACAGCCUAUUUUUGAUGAUUCCCAAAAUAAUGAUAUUCAAGCCAAUCAAAUGAGAGAAUCUGGAAUGGAAGGAUCAUUUGUUUUGGAGGACGGAGAAACUUUUGAAGAUAACAAGUAUGCAGGUGAUGUAGAUGAAUUUGAACAGUCGACACCUGAAAUUUCACCAGAACAAGAGCAGAUUCCUCAAAGUCAGAUGAGGGAAACAGGAAUGGAAGGUUCUUUAGUACUCGACAAAGGAGAAACAUUUGAUGAUAAAAAUUAUGAUGGUGAUGAGGGUGAAUUUGAACAGUCAACUCCUGACGUUUCACCAGAAGAUGAGGUUCCAGUGCAUCAAAUGAGAGAAUCGGGAAUGGAAGGAUCUUUAGUAUUAGAUGAAGGAGAAACAUUUGAUGAUAAAACAUAUGAAGGAGAUCAAGCUGAAUAUGAACAUAAUGUAGAUGACUUUGAACGGACAUCACCAGAAAUUUCACCAGAAUCAGAACAGAUUCUACAAAGUCAAAUGAGAGAAACAGGAAUGGAAGGAUCUUUAGUACUUGAUGAAGGAGAGACAUUUGACAAUAAAAAUUAUGACAGUAAUGAGGGUGAAUUUGAACAGUCAACUCCUGAAGUAUCACCAGAAAAUGAAGUUCCAGUGCAUCAAAUGAGAGAAUCGGGAAUGGAAGGAUCUUUAGUACUAGGUGAAGGAGAAACAUUUGAUGAUAAAAAUUAUGACAGUGAUGAGGGUGAAUUUGAACAGUCAACUCCUGAAGUUUCACCAGAAGAUGAGGUUCCAGUGCAUCAAAUGAGAGAAUCAGGAAUGGAAGGAUCUUUAGUAUUAGAUGAAGGAGAAACAUUUGACAAUAAAAAUUAUGACAGUAAUGAGGGUGAAUUUGAACAGUCAACUCCUGAAGUUUCACCAGAAGAUGAGGUUCCAAUGAAUCAAAUGAGAGAAUCAGGAAUGGAAGGGUCAUUUGUUCUUGAAGAAGGAGAAACUUUUGAUGAUAAACAGUUUGAGAGUGAUAUGCCUGAAUUUGAACAGUCAACCCCUGAAGUUUCACCUGAAGAAGAAAUUCCAUCAAAUCUAAAGAAAGAGACUGGAAUGGAAGGAUCGUUUGUUUUUGAUGAGGGAGAAACGUUUGAGGAUAACAAAGCUGGAAAUGAUCAGUCAGAAUUUGAACAGUCAACCCCAGCAGAUGAAAUUCAAACCAGUCAUUUAAAAACUACUGGAAUAGAGGAUUCUGCUCUUCUGGUUGAAAAUGAACAAUUUAAUAAUAUAACAGAUGAGCCCUCAAUACAAGGCCAUGAUUUGUCCUCUAAUCAGAGGGAUGACCUUGAAAGUUUUGUUGGAGGUCAUACAAUGGAUGAUGGUUCAAAAGCAGUAAAUUAUUCUGAGGAGUCUAUACAGACUAAAGAAACUGUCCAAGAAGAAAUGAAGCCUGUAGUUUCUAUAGAAAGAGAGGAACCUGAAACAGACUUACAUAUGGAGAAUCAUGAUGAAAAUGAGGAAACAACUGAAUCUUCAGAAAAUGCUGAUGGAAAAACAGAUGAAAGUCGUCUUGCUCAAGAUAGUUUAGGUCAACAUAUAGAGGACAUGACAAGUCCAGAAACACAAACUGACAGUUAUGGCGAGGAAGGUGAAGUUGAAGGUCAUCUUGCUCAAGAUAGUUUAGGUCAACAGAUAGAGGAAAUGACAAGUCCAGAAACACAAACUGACAGUUAUGGCGAGGAAGGUGAUGUUGAAGGUCAUCUUGCUCAAGAUAGUUUAGGUCAACAGAUAGAGGAAAUGACAAGUCCAGAAACACCAACUGACAGUUAUGGCGAGGAAGGUGAUGUUGAAGGUCAUCUUGCUCAAGAUAGUUUAGUUCAACAUAAAGAGGAUGUGACAAGUCCAGAAACACACACUGACAGUUAUGGCGAGGAAGGUGAUGUGGAUUCUGCCAUACAAUCACCCCUAUCUCAAAAUGGUAUGCUCCAGUCUCCAUCUAGUGAUGAAAAUGCACAAUUGUAUGUAGAACAUGAAAAUGAGAAAAAUCUGAUGUCAUCUUCUCUAACUGGAGGAUUUGUUGAUCAAGAUGAAGCUAUUCAAACAUAUCAGCCAUGUAUGCAAAAUGGGAUAUCCCAAAAUGGGGUAUCCCAUUCAGCUUCUGAGGAAGUCACUCCUGAAAAAGAAGAAAAUGAACAUCCCUGCUUUCAAAAUGGCAUAUCCCAGUCAACAUCUGAUGAAUUCACUCCAGAAAGGGAAGAAAAAUCUGACUUCAAUUUAACUGAAAAAGAAGGAAAGCCAGAAAUAGUUACAAAAGUUGAAACAAAAUCUGAGGUGAAGGAUAGUACUGCAAAAUCUGAAGUGAAAAAAAAAACUGGAAUUAUGAAAACUGAUAUUAAAAAAUUAGAGCAGAGUUCUCCGAAAAAAACUUUAAAAUUAGCAAAACCAGAAAGUCAGAAGAAAGACUUUACCAAGGAAAACAAGAAGAUAACAAAAGAUACCACUAGAAAGAAAGAUCCAUUAAGUAAACUUCCAUCACCUACAAAAACUGAUAAACGAAGUAUGUCAGCUUGCAGAUUGACAACCCCACCUACCAGAAUAGAUAAAUCUACAACAAGAAUGCCAAGGGACACAACUCGUAAGCCCAGACCUACUUCUACAACUGAUCCGCUAAAACAGACUAAACAAAGACCCAAAUCUAUUGACAUAUCAAGGACUAGUUCUCUGACUAGACCCACUAAGAGUAGUCUCUGUAAGUCUAGGACUUUCGAGAAGUCUGCAUUGGAAGGUGCAACCAGUCCAACCAAACCGCUAAGAAGUGUUCCUAAAACAGCACCAUCUAGAUACAGAAUAACAAGAUCAAAAAAAGAUGCUUCUUCAGACAGUGGUGUAGAAGAGGACAAAUCACCCAGAAAGACAGAAACCCAGAACAAGUCACAAGAUGACAAAAUGACCAGAUCGACUAGUGCUAAAAGGUCAACAAUACCAACGAUGAAUAGAAGUCUACCUACAAAAUCUGAAGGAAGUCCCAGAAAAACAGCAGGAAAGCCAACACCGACAAAAACAACUCAGUCAAAGAUUGGUUCCCUUGACAACACCAAGUAUUCACCUGGUGGAGGACAGGUUAAAAUACAGAGUCACAAGCAAGAUUUCUCCAAAGUAAGCAGUAAAAUAGGAUCAAAGGAUCAUCUUACUUAUAAACCUGCAGGGGGAGAUAAAAAGAUUGUUUCCCAGAAGUUAGAAUGGAAAGCAGAAUCAAAAGUUGGUUCACUAAAAAAUGCCACUUACUCACCACGUGGUGGUAAUGUCAAAAUUCAGACUGAGAAAUUAGCGUGGAAUGUCCAAUCCAAAGUGGGAUCGCUUGAUAAUGCAUCUCAUUCACCUGGAGGCGGUCAUGUUAAAAUCACAAAUGAUCCAAUAAAUUGGAAGGCAGAACCUAGAAUUGGUUCUAUGGACAAUACUGGUUAUGUACCAGGUGGCGGUAAUGUUCAUAUUAAAACAGAGAAAUUAAAAUGGAAAGCAGAACCUCAAGUUCAUUCCUUGGAAAACACUGGUUAUGUACCAGGGGGAGGUCAUUUUCAAAUAGAGCAUCAUCCUUUAAACUGGAAUACCCAUUCUAAAGUAGACUCAUUAGAAAAUGCACAUUAUUCCCCAGGAGGUGGGAAUGUUAAAAUUCAUGAAGAGAAAUUAUCAUGGAAUGUACAUUCUAAAGUCAACUCAUUAGAAAAUGCUCAAUAUACUGCUAGGUCAGGGACACACAGAUUUCCUUUUCCGAUUGAAAAUAAGAAGUUAGACUUUAAAGAUAAGGCACAGUCCAAAGUUGGUUCUAAAGAUCACAUGAAUCACAAAGCUGGUGGCGGAGAUAAGAAGAUAGAAUCACAGAAAUUGAGUUUUAAAGAGAAAGCUCAGUCUAAAGUUGGAUCUAAAGACAACAUGGACCAUAAACCAUUAGGAGGAGAUAAAAAGAUUGAUACUCAGAAAUUGACAUUUAAAGAAACAGCAAAACCUCGAACAGAUACUGGAGUUGCUCCUGGGAAAUCUAGACCAGACAGUGGAAUAGAAUGUGAGAAAACAGAAGCCUCUGUUUAAAGACAAACUCUUCUCUUUUUAAUUUCAUUGUUUUAUUUCAAUUAAUACACGAGUUAUUCCCCUUCUAUUACAAAUAGGAGAGAAAUAUAUCUGUGUGCUAUUGUUUCGAGAGGGAAUUUAAAACUGAGUUUGAGUGAGCAUCUGGGUAAUUUAAGAACAAAAGAAUUUAAAUGAAAAAAAAAUUAGUCUAGUUAUUAAAUUUCCUUUUCAUACAUAAUCAAAAUAAGGGGGGCUAGAGGAAUUCAACCCUAUUUGUAGUGAUGGAAACUUUUUCUAAUUUCUUAGGGAGUAAUUGAAUUUUCUUUCCUAUGAAGUAAUAUAUAAUUUUACAUUAUUCCUCUAGCCACCUCUUAAAUCAUAACUUUGUUUCAAUGAUGUUAUUUUUUUGUAAUUUUCCAAAAGCUGCCAUAGUGAUUCUUGACACAAAGCUAGUUAUCACCUUUACAUAUACGUAGCACAGUAUACUCAUAGAAAAACAAUGUAGUCUAUUUAAGUAAAAAAAUAAUAUUUGCAGCACGAUACAAAAAAAUCAGACUCAAAUUAAAGAAAUUUUGUAAAUUUGCACAGAUUUUAAACAAUAUUUUAAGUCACAGAAAUGAUCUAAAACUGAUAUUGAAACAAAAUCAUUGCAGUCAUCAAUAAAUAGCAUUCAACUAGAACCACCGACUUAAUGAGUAAAUUUUGCACAAUAAUUGCAGUUAGCUCCCUUUCACAUUUUUGUAUUGUAUAAUUCCUUGCCAGGUUUUAAUAUGUAUAAUAUUAUCUGUCAUGAAAUUGUAAAAUAUUGAUCUUUGUACCAUGUGAUGGUCAAAAUAAGGAUAAAAAAACCCAGAAUUAUUAGUAUCAUAUUUGACCAUUCAUAAAAGCCUCAUUAAAACCUAAGUUUAGAUGAAAUUUACAGCUCAAAUAUUAGAGUGUGUACUUUUAGCAAAAAAUUAACUUCAUUUGUCUGUUAGGUGACACACCUAUUUUUUAAAGGCUGUUACAGUUAAAAGAAUGGAAAUGACAAAAAUGAUUUACAGUCAUCUUUUUCAUGCUUGUCCCACCAUUUGCAGGUUCUGUUGGUUGGACCCCCUUCUUUUUUUAAGAUCAAUUCAAUUGCAUGGGGACAUAUGGUUGGAACCCCUCCCUUUUUUAAAAUGGCCCUGAUUUGAUUGGCUAAUGUUAGACUUUAAAUGAGUAGUUUAUGAAAGCAAUUUCACUUUUAGUAGAAUUCAGUUUCUUAUUCUUUGUAAUCACACAAUUAUAAACUGUAAAGAUUUUAAGUUUAAAUUGAGUGUCAGAAUGAGAUUUUUUAUUAAUGGUACCUUGGGAGAAGAUGAGAAUUCUUGCACUGGAUAAAUCAAAAGUAUAUUGUCAGUUUUGGAAUGGCAUGAUAUUUAUCAGCACUAUUAUUUUUUCUGUGCACAACUUUUUAGUAUUCUAGACCUAACAAUGCAUAUUAUUGGUCUCUAUCUUGACGUGAUAAUGGUUUGACUAUUUUAUUUAUCAUGAAAAGGGAGACAACUUAUUUUAAUUACAGUUUUCCUAUCAUAUCAUUUUUAAAAUGUAUCAUAAUCAUAAAAUUACUGUAAUUUCAUAAUGUGUAUUAUGCCAAUAUUGUUAAAAAAAAUACAUAAUUUAAGCGUAUUUUUGCAAAUGAUGAACCACCCAAAAAAAAUUAUAAUACAAAUACUACAAAAAUAGUGCUUUCUUGAUUAUUGUACGAUAUUAUGUAGUCAAUGUAAAUUUCAUGUUUUCAUUGAAUUAUUGAUAUAUAUAUGUAAAGUGCUUUAGGUGAAAUAAAAACCCUUAAAUCUGAUUAGAUUAAAACAAAAUAUUUGAGAAAGUUUGAAUUAAAAAGCCAUAUCCAGUGAGGUUAUAAUUUUUAUUAUGAUGUGAAUUUUUAAUGCAGUUUUCGAGCCAAAAUAUUUGUUAACCUGUAUGGAGAAUUUCAACUGUUAAAUUCUGUUGCAUCGUUGCCUGUUUAGGUGAUGAUUUUUUUUAUUAUUGCUUCCAUUACUGUAUAACCAUGUUAGAAGUGGAGUUAUUAUGUUAUAAUGUAUGUGUCAAAUAUGGACUAUAAAAUACUUUUUAUCAAUACACAAGAAACAGAAUGCCAUUUAAGUUGAUAUCAAAAUGUAUAUUUAAUUUAAAUAGAAAAUAAUAACAGUUCUAUGUAAGAUUGUACAUUUUAUAAUUAUUUAAGGUCAGUUUUAUUACAGAUUUAAUUUCUUCAUUAAAGAUAUCCUCAAGACACAAGUACAUGUAGCAGACUGAAUAUUUCAGGAUUUUUAAAAUUUAAAAAAACUAUCAACAAUUUAACAUUUAUUCUAGAAAAUCAAUGAUUAUAAGCCAAUCUUUUUCUGUUAUUUUGAAUUUGAUAUUGAAAAUUAAAAUUUAUCAGUAGGAUUUUAUUAAUUCUACUGUCACCAGUUUUGGUGUGAAAUGGCUAAUUUAUUUUGAAAUAAGUUUUAUUUUGUUUUUCAGAUUAAGACCCCACAAAUGACAAAUUCUAAUAAGUAUCGCACUAUUGAAAUAUUUAUAAACCAGUCCUUACUUGUGGACAAUUUCAGUCUGCUUAUAGCCAAAGAUCUAUAUUUGUUGUCUACAAUGCUUUUUAUGAUUAAUCUUUCUGCAAUAAAAUCAUCUGUCAUUCUA